GGAGCCGGCGCUGUCGUGGUUGCCUUUACUACUCGGGCACAGUCGAGCUGACUGGACUCUCCAAGGGGUCGCCAUCCCGAAGCUGCGGAAGCUUGGGUUCCCAGCCUGACGCGAAUAGAGCCCGAGUCCCAAUCCCAGAGGGAAUCGCUCUCCGCAGACCAGUGGGACCCCGAAACUUGAACGCAAACCCCCUUUUCAAGCCUUUGUCACUUCCCCGGCUUUCUCCCAACGCGUUCUUCUUCUUCUUUUUUUUUUUUUUUCCCUCCUUCCUCUCCAUUCUCUCUUCUCCGAAGGACACAAAAGUGGCUUCCGCUGAAAGAUUAGGAGGCGGUGGGAGCUUUUCCCUUUGGAGAGCGAUUGUGUAGGAAGGAUUUUCGGGAAGCUGCUUUUUAACACCACUGCUCUUUGCUUUCCGAGCUUCCCUGUAACCCUCUGAGGUAAAAACCCCGUAGCUCGAAAGUUCGGGGUAUUUUGUUGGGUGCUUUAGGAGGAGAGAAGGGGAGGACCUUGUCCUCAUCCCAGUAGUUUGGCUGGACUUGUACUGGCCGUUGGAAACCCCCAAGUACAUUUCCGUGUGGAACUUUUGCAAAUAUAUAUUUAGAUUUUUAAAUAUCAGAUAAAAGAUAUAUAUGCUUUUUAUAUAUUUCCUGACGACCUGCCCCUGACAGCGCGAUGUACAAUACGGUGUGGAGUAUGGACCGCGAUGACGCAGACUGGAGGGAGGUGAUGAUGCCCUAUUCGACAGAACUGAUAUUUUAUAUUGAAAUGGAUCCUCCAGCUCUUCCACCAAAGCCACCUAAGCCAAUGACUUCAGCAGUUACAAAUGGAAUGAAGGACAGUUUCGUUUCUCUUCAAGAUGCAGAGUGGUACUGGGGAGACAUUUCCAGGGAAGAGGUAAAUGACAAAUUGCGGGACAUGCCAGAUGGUACCUUCUUAGUUCGUGAUGCCUCAACGAAAAUGCAGGGGGAUUAUACAUUGACUUUGAGGAAGGGAGGAAAUAAUAAAUUAAUAAAGAUCUAUCAUCGGGAUGGUAAAUAUGGCUUCUCUGAGCCCCUGACGUUUACUUCUGUGGUGGAGCUCAUUAACCACUAUCACCAUGAGUCUCUUGCUCAGUACAAUCCCAAACUCGACGUGAAGCUGACGUACCCAGUAUCCAGAUACCAACAGGAUCAGUUGGUAAAAGAAGACAACAUUGAUGCAGUAGGUAAAAAUCUGCAAGAGUUCCACUCUCAGUAUCAGGAGAAGAGCAAAGAGUACGACAGGCUGUACGAAGAGUAUACGAGGACAUCGCAGGAAAUACAAAUGAAGAGGACUGCCAUUGAAGCCUUUAAUGAAACAAUUAAAAUAUUUGAGGAGCAGUGUCAUACCCAAGAACAACACAGUAAAGACUAUAUUGAGCGGUUUCGCAGAGAGGGGAAUGAGAAGGAGAUUGAGCGAAUUAUGAUGAAUUAUGAUAAAUUGAAAUCACGUCUUGGUGAGAUUCAUGAUAGCAAAGUGCGUCUUGAGCAGGACUUGAAGAAACAAGCUUUGGACAACCGGGAAAUUGAUAAAAAAAUGAAUAGCAUCAAACCCGACCUGAUUCAGCUGCGUAAGAUCCGAGAUCAGCACCUUGUAUGGCUCAAUCACAGAGGAGUGAGGCAGAGGCGCCUGAAUGCCUGGCUGGGGAUCAAGAAUGAGGACUCGGAUGAUGCAGACGGGGAAGUGAAGCACUGUGUCAUCUACAGCACGGCUCGAGGAUAUGGCUUUGCAGAACCCUACAACCUGUACAGCUCACUGAAGGAGCUGGUGCUCCAUUACCAGCAGACAUCCCUGGUUCAGCACAACGACUCCCUCAACGUCAGGCUCACCUACCCUGUCCAUGCACAGAUGCCUACACUCUGCAGAUAAGCCGAGUGGAAGAGACAUGCUCUCUAGCAGUUUUUUCCUAUGGUUUUUAUUAGACUACGAUGAGGGCAUUCUUUCAACGUAGACUGCUUGUUUUGCACAAGUGAUUCUGUGAAUGUGAAAUGGAGAGGCCAAGCAGUAGCUUGGAUUUAGAGAGAAGUGAGGGGCCCAGGUCUCUGGCCUCGGCUGUGCUGCUGCCCUGAUGGACUAAGCUGGAAGCAGAUAUUGGUUUAUACUGGUUUCAUGGGGUUAGGGUUUGUUGUCAGGCACCUUUAAAAGAACAGCUAAGACUUUUUGUGGGUUGGGGUGGGGGUUUAUUUGGAAGUUUCGGAAGAGUCCACAUCCCUUUGUCCUCAACCCUAAGAAUGCAGCAGGUCACAGUUCUGCUGGGAGUUGUUUUGAUUUGAUAGUCUCUUCCCCUUUCUCCCAAAUAAGGAGCCGAUUUUGGCUCUGUGGUAAAAUGGGAUUUGGUUUGGAGGGAAAAACAACCAAAGGAAAAUAGGGAGGUAUGGGAUUACAUUUUCAGAAUCUAAACCAAGGAGGCAGAAGACCCCUUCAGUUGAUGUUACUUCAAUUUUACCAACAUAAUCUAGGCUUCAGCAUCUUCACCAACUCCUCCCUCUAAAGCACUAUGUUCAUAAACCAACAAAGCAGCGUUGCCAGACCAAGGUCUAAGGGGAGGACAGGAGAAGCUGAAUGUACACUUUUGUACCAAAACUUGAAAGAAGACUAGAAAUGUGAGUUUCAACAAACACUAAAAUUGGUCAGUGUGUUCCUUUUGCUCUGGCCUUGUUUCUCAGAUGAGGAAUAGAAUUAUUUUGUGGAAAUAGUAAGCUUUGAGUCAUAAUGAAGUUGGUGCUUGUGUGGUGUUUCUCUAAAGAAAUGUUUGAAACCCUUGUAAGUUGUUUUAUGAGUAAAGAAAAGGUGCAAUCCAGUGCUUUUAGAUGGCUUGAUAUACCAAAUAAUGAUAGAGAACAACAUUGUUGUGUGCUUCCUCAAGUGUAAAAGCCUUGCCAAAACUACACAAGGAUUAAUUUGCCUUCAUCUCCCCUUCCUUUUUUGGAUAGGGUUUAGGGAGCCAUAAGCAGCUAAAGGAGGACUUGAGUUGUUGUCAGAGAGCUCAGUAAAUCACAGGCCAUGAGCCCUGGCAUCCACAGUGAAGGGUCCAUCACAUCACAUGUUAUUCUAUACUAUACUGUGGUUGAAGCUUUUGCCAGAAGAGGGGAUAGCAUGGAGUUCAUUCAGAUUAUCUGGAAAAAUAAUCCACAAGCUUUCCUGCUGCCCUUUUUGUGAGCCUGCUGUUAAGGCAGUGUGCACAGCCUGUUCUCAUGCUUCCAUGGCUGUGGUUUGCCUUCCAGCUAAGUGAAGUUAGAGGAGAGGGCAGGCAUCUAUUUAUGACUUCACACUCAAUUUAAGAGUUCAGCUGCUUCAGAGUCAGUCCUGGAGCCAUAACAGGCUCAGUAUGACUCAGCUUGAGCCCAGUAAUGUGCAGUCAGGCAGUCUAGACAAGCAGCCUGUGCCUGGGUCAUUAGGCUUACAAUCAGGGAAGAUGAAGUUUGGGGGCCAAAAUAAAGAUGACUAUGACUUUCCCUGAGCACUUCCUUUGGUGACAGUGUCUAGAAUGAACCACAGUAUAGAGAUAGGUCAAAAGUUUUGGAUAAUUGUUGUCACAGUUGAGGAUAGGGCAUGUCAUUGAUGGCUUUUUCUUGUUCAUGCUCUAGAGUGAAACGGGAGAUUGACCACCCUCAGCCACUGUGUAAGGCCUUUUUCAAAAUUGCCAGCUUGAAAUCUUGCUCAGUUUACCAAGUAAUUCCAGGCUAUUGGUUGAUUGGCAUACCUGUGUGACUUUGUACUGAACUUGCUGAUGCAGUUAUAUGCUCAAGAUUAGGUGUGAGGAAUCCCUCUGAUCCAGCACUAAAAUUUUAGUAUGUCCUGAAUGCCUUUCAAAAAAAAAAUCUCUUCCAAGAAAGUCAAAACGAUAAAAUAUACAGCUUUAGUGUUGAAUAAUGUCUUUACCUUGUAGGCAGACAUGGAAGGUAUGCAGAGGAAAGCAGCAUUUUAGCAUCUACGCCUGGGCUGGACAUUGGAGAAAGGCGGUUUUUCAGUCCUAUAUUCUUUCCCUUUGAGUAACCACUUUGUGGGAUCUGAGACCAGGGAUCAUUUAAUAAAUCGGAAGCUAUCUUUUUUCUGCCAAGUUACUACAUGAUUUAUCUGAUCCUGAGCUGUGCAAAUGGCAUAAGGAGCAGUCUCCUAACAGUGGCCCUGCUGUCUGAGGGAGUCAUCAUGGCUUGGAAGCAGGUAUUGGACUUCUUCCCAAGGCUAGCUCAAAGUUCUGUCUCAUGAUCUAGACCCUGGGACUAUCUCUUUUGGCAUCUUAACUGUAGUCUCAUUGACCAAUGCAGAGGGUAGAGACAAAUUAAAACCAUAGGGGCAGACCAGCCAGCCCCAGCAGGAAAGCAGCUUUGGGUUAGCUAGAUACAUUUUUAAAAAUAAAAACAAAACAAAACGAAACUAUUUCCACCUGGCAUAGUUCAGCAUAGGUAGUUUAUGUUCUUGUCACUGCUCCAGCAAUAGAUGAAGACAUCCUACAGCUCCACCCUAAGACACACGCUCUCCACAUUUACUUCAGACCCAAGUCCGUGUGGCAUCUUCCUUGUGUCCUUCUCUGCAAGGUACCAGCUCCACCCAUUCUCCGGAAACUUAAGAAAAAAAUGUACUUGAGCAAUUUCUGAUUUCUAGGAUGAUCUCUACUGCCAGUUAGAUCUUUGUGAGGUUUCCCUGACAUCAUACACCAGAGGUCCAUUCUUGGUCCUUUGCUGCCAACUGCUCAUUCUUGACUUAGCUCUAGCCAUUUGUGACAACCAUUUGUUUCCUUACAAAUCCUCGCAUGUAACUUUGGUACUCUUGUUGUUUCUUGUGAAGAAUCUAUUCUGUUGUCUUUGAUGUAAUAAAAAAAAUUCAUGUAGUUUAUGUAAAAAUAACUGACUCAGAAGGAAGCCAACUGUGUCUUGUGUUGGAACAAUUCAUAAUGUAAUUUCUAGACCACUUUUGCAAAUUGUUCUUGUCACCAAAUGUGUUCAGACAUUGCUGUGCAGUUGUGGGGAAGGGGUGGGGGGAAGGUAAGGUGAGAACAUUGUUGGGGCCUUUUCUUUUUUUUAACCUUCUCCAAAACUUGGAAUGGUCGGCAGACUUACUCCAGAUGCAAUAAAGACAUUGCAGUGAA
Molecule: messenger RNA, 5107 nt
Organism: Mus pahari (shrew mouse)
Lineage: Eukaryota; Metazoa; Chordata; Mammalia; Rodentia; Muridae
Gene: Pik3r3
Product: phosphoinositide-3-kinase regulatory subunit 3
Exons: 9
Coding region: 673-1887 (404 amino acids)
Biological process (GO): insulin receptor signaling pathway; phosphatidylinositol phosphate biosynthetic process
Cellular component (GO): phosphatidylinositol 3-kinase complex
Molecular function (GO): 1-phosphatidylinositol-3-kinase regulator activity
Source: RefSeq, a predicted model, not a curated record